Echinops telfairi (small Madagascar hedgehog) is the source of this 823-nucleotide messenger RNA. RefSeq names its product solute carrier family 22 member 22-like. The coding region runs from base 17 to 823 and encodes 268 amino acids. Gene Ontology annotation, cellular component: membrane. The record is from RefSeq and is a predicted model, not a curated record. Gene Ontology annotation, molecular function: transmembrane transporter activity. Gene Ontology annotation, biological process: transmembrane transport. NCBI's taxonomy places the organism in Eukaryota, Metazoa, Chordata, Mammalia, Afrosoricida, Tenrecidae. The transcript is spliced from 6 exons.
GAGGGUCUCCAUCCCGAUGGACUCAAAUCAUAAACCAGAGCAGUGCCGUCGGUUCCGUCAGACCCAAUGGCAGCUCUUAGAUGCCAAUGCAUCAGCCACCAGCAUGACUGAGCUGGAGACAGAGCCCUGCUUGGAUGGAUGGAUUUAUGAUCAAAGUGUUUUCAAGUCUACCAUCGUAACAGAGUGGGAUUUAGUGUGUGAUUUUCGGUUGAUGAAAUCCCUUUCUCAGGCCAUCUACAUGACAGGGCUAUUUAUGGGUUUAGUAACUGGAAUAGUUUCUGACAGAGCUGGCCGACAGCCAGUGUUGCUGCUCUCUUGUCUGCUGUCCGGAGCCAUUGGUACCUGCUAUUCCUUUGCUCCUACUUUUCCCACUUACUGUGUUUUGAGAUUCCUGUUGGCAGCUUUUGUGAGCACCGUUGAAAACAUCAGCAUUGUAUUUGGCGUUGAACGGAGUAACUCCAAAUGGCGCCCUACCGUCGUCGCAGCAGUAGGAUUUGCGUGGAGCGCAGGCCAGGCAUUGCUGGGUGGACUGGCUUAUGUUUUCCGGGAUUGGUAUACGAUCCAGUUGUUCAUCUCUGUCCCUUAUUUAGUUUGCUUUCUGUUUUUAUGUGGGAAUGUAGAGUCUGCCCAAUGGUUGAUUGCAACUGGAAAAACAGAACUAGCAUUAAAAGAACUCCAGAAAGUUGCCUGGAUCAAUGGAAAGAAAGAUAUAGCAGACAGUCUGACAAUUGGGAGACCUCGGUUUGAUACCCACCCAAUGGCGUUCAAGCACAGCCACAAACUAUAUCAGUGGAUGCUUACAUAUUGGCUAGAUUCUGAAUAG